UGCUGAGACAAGCUUACGUAUCGGCCAAGUCUAGUCUGCUGUCUGUCUGGCUCUUAAAGGUAGCGGGUGUCGGCUCUCUGUUUCCUUGCUCAUGUGCAUGCGGAAAGGUAAUAAACACCUAGCUCCAUCAGCCAUGGAGGCGACAACGUUUACACUGGAGAAACGGCUAUAAUUCGGCUCCUUGUGGUUUACUGAGAGGACUGAAGUGCUGCUGUCACUUCGCUGAGCUGACAUGGAGCAAGGUCAUAGUAGCGCCAGCUCUGGUUCCACCGACACUGUUGUGCAGAUGUGUUUUCCACUUGCGCAAGCGUCUGUGCUGGACAGACUCAACCGGCAGCGAGAAGAGGGGCGCUUUUGUGACCUGUCUAUCCAUGUACAGGGCCAGGUGUUCAAGGCACACCGUUGUGUGCUGGCAGCCUCUUCCCCGUACUUCCAUGACCAGGUACUCCUGAAGAACAUGUCUACAGUGUCCAUCCCAGCAGUCAUGGAUCCACUGGCGUUUGAGAGUGUCCUUAGGUGCGCAUACACCGGCCAGCUCCGCAUGCUCCGCGAUGACAUCGUCAACUACCUCACAGUGGGGAGCGUGCUGCAGAUGUGGCACAUUGUUGACAAGUGCACCGAGCUCCUCCGGGAGGCCAAGGGAGGCACCGGUGCCACCCUGGCGGCGCGUGCCUCUCAUGAGAACCCUGAGAGUGGUGUGAGCGGCGAGAACCCCUCGGGCAGCGUCCUCCAUUCCAGAUCCGGCGACCCCCAGCCCCACGGCCGCCCCUCCCUCAGCGAGAGUCAGUCCCCCAGCAGCACCAACUACUUCAGCCCCAGGGAAGCCAACUGCGGGGGCUCCGCCGCUGCCGGCAGUGCGGGCGAGGGACCAGGCCUGAACUCCACCCCAAGUUACUGUGCUCCCUCUGGCCGAGAAGAGGCCUUCCUAAUUGAGGAAGACGAAGACGAGGAAGACGACGGGGCGGAGGAGGAAGACCUUCUCUAUUCCAGGAAACGGGAAAGGGGAAGCAACCGGAGGAAAAAGGUGCUUUCUGGGUGUGACCAAGGUGUGGGCGUUAGUGACAGUUUUGGUGUCUCCUCGUACCAGGAUGGAGACUCGCCCCCUCCACAGAAAAGGCCCACAUACAGCCAGCCCAGCAUCAUGCCCAGGAAGCAGUGGGUGGUCGUGAAGACAGAGCGGAGUCAAGAGGACGAGCUGAUUGUUGUGUCUGGGGAGGAAGGCGGCGAUGACGACGAGGAGGAAGAAAAGGAGCUGGAGCUGGACAGAGACAGAGAAAGGGAGAGGGAACUGGAGAGGGAGAGAACUUUCAACAUUUCUAACGUCAGGACCCUCUCUGAUGAGCUGAACAGCCGAGCUGAGGCUGAAAUGGAGACACAGGUUGAUUACUGUCAGUCCUCUGAAGACUACCUCAAGUAUGACAGUGGUUUGUUGGACCACACCUCUCAACAGAAUCCCCAUGACACUGGCCAAAGUAGCAGCCGAGCUAUUUCAGCCCUGUUGGGACCGCUUCAGUCAGCCGCAGCCAGGGCACAACUCUUCCCUCUGGACAUGCAGGGGAACCAGAUUCUGUUUUAUAGUCAAGCCGCUCUGGACUCCUCUUCCCCUCUAGGUGUGGGGAGUGGUUUAUCUGGGCCAAGUUUAAAAGGACCCACCCUGGAGCACGGAGCAGUUCAUUUGUCAGGGCAGGGGGGUGUGAGUGGGGGAAUGGAUGGGCUUGACGGUGUCGCCUCGGGUGGUUCAGGGAAGGUGUUCAUGUGUCACUGCGGAAAGACGUUUACGCACAAGAGCAUGCGCGACCGACACAUCAACAUGCACCUGGACCUGCGGCCGUUCCACUGCCCGGUCUGUGCCAAGAAGUUCAAGAUGAAGCACCACCUGACGGAGCACAUGAAGACGCACACGGGCCUGAAGCCGUACGAGUGCCACAGCUGCGGCAAGAAGUUCAUGUGGCGAGACAGCUUCAUGCGCCACCGCUCCCACUGCGAGAGGCGCGGAGGCGGCUCCGGCGAGGACGGCGCUUCCGAGGAUGCACAGGUUCUCUCCCCGACACACCCCCUCCAGCCGUCCCACAGCGAGGCCAUGCAGGGAAGCUCAGAGGCCAGAGUCAGCAUGGGUGGUGGGAGAAGCGUCAGCAGUGCUGGCAGCGGCAUGUCUUGCCUGAGCAUGGCCGGUCCUAGCUCCCUGUUGGGAGUUGGCUCCCAGAGUUUGGGGUCCAGCAUCUUUGGGUUGGGGGUGAACAGAGGUGGGUGUGAGGACGAAGUGUGUGAGGUGAGUGUUGGUGAGAGCAACAUCUCUUCGGAAGCACAGCAUGAAAGAAAACUCAGUGGACAUUCCCACAUCAUCCCAUUGUAAGCUACAAAUCUAAACGGGACUGUGGCUAAAUCCCAAUCUCUCCCCUAAGACCUAAGCCCAGAACCCUUACACGCUUAACUGAUAUCAGUUGUAAGUGAUCAAGUUUGCAAGGGUUUCAAAACGCUGAUAACAGAAAUGGGACAGCAUCUGCGACUUAUCAUUAAAUUGACAACACAAAAAAUGUGUUGCAAACACGUUUCCAUUUUAUGGCAGUUGUUUACGGGUGUUUUUUUCAACCUUCCAGCCUCCCUUUGGGUAACCCUGUGUUUCACCUCACGACGCUAUGAAUUAUAGGUAAUUCCCUUGAGUAGUGUCCACAUAUGCAGACUUGGGAAAAGGGUUCAGAGAAAGGGUAUGAGCGAGCCCUCAAGAACUUCACAAUUUCGCAGUGGGACCUAAGCUCUCACGAAGUUCGCUGCAAAGCGCAUCAAAGUGUGUCAGUGCGUAAGGGGAGAGAUUGGGAUUUAGCCCAUGUGUAUAGCUCACUGACCUUUACAGUACAUGGAUUUGUGUGGAAAAGUUCAUGUGCAUCACAUUUAAAAUGCCAAAAAUAGUUUCUUUCCAUACUUUCCCUGCAUAUCUAACCAUAUAGUGGCAUGGGAAUGCAUUCAAAAUCUAUGGAACCUUUUGCUGCUGUAUAACGUAGACUAGGCUGCUAAUUGUGAACUCUUACUAUUGUCAGUGAAUAUUUCAUAAGAAAAUCUGAUGACUGUCAAUUGUCAAAUGUUUUUGUUACAUCACUUUCAGUGUUUUUGUCAACAUCACAGAAGAGAUGUUUAAUGUGUUUUCAGCUUUUAGUAUCAGAAUAUUAACAGCGUCACAGUUGUAGGAGGCACUACUAGGGUAACCUGACCAUUAUUGUCAUAGGAGAAAUCUGAAUGAUCUUACAAAGUCCUCUGCUGAAUUCAAUCUCUCUUGAGAGAAUUAUACCAGACAACUUGGGGUGCCAUCUUCAAAUGUAUGGGCACAAACUACUAUGUUUGCUUUUCAUUAUGAUCUUCACAAAGAAAAUGUUGUGCUGUUCAAGGUUUUCCUUCUAUGAAGGUGGACUGUAAUAAUAAGUUAAUUGCCAAAAGACUUGAGUGCUGUUGAAGGCCAUUUGAAGCUGGUCGGGGCCAUAUGAGUAUGAUGGAACAUGGAUUACUUCUGUUCCCUUUUACUGGAAUUGAGCCGAGCUGAAGAGAACUUAAACGUUUUUUUCCCAAAUAGAGUUAAUUUGGAGUAUGUAUUGAUCACUGUAAUAGAGGUUGAUAAGGAGUGGUAUAUUUAUGUUUCAACACUACAGAAAUAUAUAGAAAUACAAUACAAAAUAUCAACUUACCAUGUUGAAAUUGACUGCCUUACUAUAAAUAUUUUGGGUAUAUUUAAUAAUAAUGUCCAGCCAUGCCUAUCAAAUACCUCAGACCUCAGCAUAUUAAUCCUGAUGGAUAGUUUGGGAGUGAGCGGAGAAUCUCCCGCCUUUUUUUGUGGAUCAACAAUGCUGAUAAAUAAUAAUAAUAAUGAUAAUCAAUCCAUGGUUUAUUUAAAGAAUUCCGGAAAGUAUUGUGUUCUUUGGGGACCAUGUUUGGCAUAAUAUAAUAUUUUUCUUUUUUUUUAAGAUUAUUAGAUUACACUAAUGCCCACAGCUAGGAUUGGCACGCACCUGUGUGCGUCUAAACUCCGCUGUGGCAACCUACUGUUAAAGAUUAAAUCCUAGAACUGUCAUCAACCUGUUAUCAAUAUCUUGUGAUAUGAAAAAUAAAUACUCUGAUUUAAAAUGUC
This is a messenger RNA of Alosa sapidissima (American shad), 4114 nucleotides long. It is a transcript of the gene zbtb22b, whose product is annotated as zinc finger and BTB domain containing 22b. NCBI's taxonomy places the organism in Eukaryota, Metazoa, Chordata, Actinopteri, Clupeiformes, Clupeidae. The transcript is spliced from 4 exons. The coding region runs from base 233 to 2353 and encodes 706 amino acids. Gene Ontology annotation, biological process: regulation of transcription by RNA polymerase II. Gene Ontology annotation, molecular function: DNA-binding transcription factor activity, RNA polymerase II-specific; RNA polymerase II cis-regulatory region sequence-specific DNA binding; protein binding. The record is from RefSeq and is a predicted model, not a curated record.